This is a messenger RNA of Cylindrotheca closterium, 984 nucleotides long. NCBI's taxonomy places the organism in Eukaryota, Bacillariophyta, Bacillariophyceae, Bacillariales, Bacillariaceae. The record is from the annotation of a GenBank genome assembly.
AUGUCUAUCAUGUUCUCUACUAGUCCCGACAACGACAAGCUUCAAGAGGAUAGCUACAGCUUCCCAAAUAUAGCAGAUGACAGCCUGCUGUCGCUUAUGCGAUGCCCUUUGCCGCUCUGCUUGGAUCAUGCACGCCCUGUACCUGUACCAAGCUCGUCGUCCCCUUCUUCCUCCUUUCUCCCUUUGGCGUCCUCUUUUGAGGACCCAUUCAAUGAUCCAGGCAUGGAACCUUUGCCUCUCAGAUCACAGGGUCCUGUCAAUCAUCAUGCGCCUCUAACGCAAUCAAUGAGAGAUGAUUAUCUCGCCUCUUCCUUCAUGGAACUCCUGAACAAGCCAAAUGACACCAAACUUCGACAAGAAGACCUGGUUAGCAUUGCGAACUCCAAAAGAAGCUCUGAAGCUUUCUUUCCCAACCAAAACCAAGGAUCAUGUAAGCGCCAACGAACGAGUCACAUGGAAGCCGCCUAUGGCGAAGAAAGCAUGCCUCGUUUUCGCCCCUACCAAGACAAGCAAUGGCGAGCUCAGUUCGCAAAGCUCGUCCAAUACAAGCUCCUUAAUGGACACUGUUGUGUUCCUCAUUCUUACUCAGGAGAUCCUACCCUCGCUCGAUGGGUCAAGAGACAAAGAUACCAAUACAAGAAGUUCCGGGACUGUGACGCAACAUCCACCAUUACAGCUGCUCGCAUUCAAGAGCUUGAGUCGAUUGGCUUUGUGUGGCACUCGCAUGCUUCAGCGUGGCUAGAGAAGGUCAACGAGCUCAAGGUCUUCAUGCAACGAACGGGACACUGUAACGUCCCAUCUCACUAUCCAGAGAACACUGCACUCUCCACUUGGGUAAAGUGUCAACGUCGGCAAUACAAAGUAAAAAUCUCUGGGUCUUCUUCUUCGACUAUGACGAUGGAACGCUUCCAAAUGUUGCAAUCCUUGGGUUUUGUGUUUGAACCACAACUAUCGAGACGAACGGAGUUGAAUAUGAUGCAAUAA